GGUUGGAUCGAAUCAUCAGCCCAUGCCGAACACAUGGCUGCCUCUCUCUCGAUCUCACGUGCUGACCCGUCCCUACCUCCGGCAUUCUCUCCUCCGCCACCCUCCGCCGUUCUCCUUCUCCCCUCGCUGAAGUGGCCUCCCAUCUUGCAGGCUUGCAGCACGUGCGGCCUCCAACCAUGGCCAACCUCGACCUCCGGAGCUCCCAUCCAUGGCAGCUCCCGCUCGUAGUCUCUCCCAUGCGCUAAUCCCCGUUGAGAACAAUCAAAACGGAUUUCCUAUAAUCUCCUCUCUCUCCCAGUGCUUUCCCCGUCCCAAUUGGUGGCCGGAGCUCUCACGCUGGUGAAGCUCCGGCGAUGGUGCCGGCGCAGAGCUUCGUUCGGACGAACGCGCAUGCCCUCGCUCAAAGGGCAAACUAGGCCUGGAAAAUGGAUAAGGAAAAAUAAAAUAAGGUUUGCCUGUUCCGUGCGCGCCGUCUCUGCAGUCUGCUUCCGCCCCCUUCCGAAUCCGAUGCCUACACCGCCUUCUUCCCCCACCCCCGCGCCGCCGGAGCCGGCGACCGAGCCGCAGCCAUCCCCAUCCACAAUCACGGAUGGAGCCGUCUCCGGCACGCUCCCGGCUGCCGAGGCCUUCGCGGUGCACUACCCGGGCUACCCCUCAUCCCCCGCCCGCGCGGCGCGCACCCUCGGCGGCCUCCCCGCCAUCGUCAAGGUCCGGAGCUCCGACCCCGGCGCCCGACUGGAGCUCCGCUUCCGCUCCGAGGACCCCUACUGCCACCCGGCCUUCGGCGAGUCCCGCGCCUCCACGGGCCUAGUGCUCCGCCUCUCCAGGCGCAAGGGCGCCGCGGCGCCGCGAGCCGAGGUGGUGGCGCGCGUCCGGACCGCCUACCACUUCGAAGGUAUGGCUGAUUUUCAGCAUGUUGUUCCAGUGCAUGCUGCACAAGUGAGAAAAAGAAAACGGUCAGAUUCCCAAAAUGAUUGUGAAUAUUUAGAUAAGACAAGACAUCUGGAAACAGAUGAUGGAGAUGUCAUGAUGUUGGUACCCCCACUCUUCUCAGUGAAGGAUAGACCAACAAAGAUAGCGCUUCUACCAUCAUCAAAUGCAGUAUCUAAAACCAUGCACAGGGGAGUGGUACAAGAACGAUGGGAGAUGAAGGUUGGACCAACUCUUGCUCUUCCUUUCAACAUUCAAGUUGUCCCGGAGAAGAUUAAUUGGGAAGACCACGUAAGAAAGAAUUCGGUAGAUUGGGACUGGCAAGUGGCUGUCUGCAAAUUGUUUGAUGAGCGUCCUGUGUGGCCAAGGCAAUCACUUUAUGAACGGCUGCAAGAUGAUGGUGUGCAUGUCUCACAAAACCAAUUCAAAAGGCUUCUGUUUAGAGCUGGAUACUACUUCUCUACUGGACCCUUUGGUAAAUUCUGGAUCAGAAGAGGAUAUGACCCUCGUAAAGACCCUGACUCACGAAUAUACCAGAGAAUUGAUUUUCGCGUGCCUCCUGAGCUAAGGAAUCUUCUAAGGACAAAGGAUUCUGGAUCUCAAAAGUGGGCAGAGAUGUGCAAGCUCGAAGUUAUGCCAUCACAGAGUUUCAUCUUCCUGCAAUUAUUUGAACUGAAGGAUGACUUUAUUCAAGAAGAAAUUCGAAAACCUUCUUAUCAAUCAAUUUGUUCACGUUUUACAGGAUGGUUUUCUAAGCCUAUGAUGAAAACCCUGAGGUUGCAAGUGAGCAUAAGGUUCCUCUCUUUAUUACCUAGUGAAGAGGCAAAAAGCUUGUUGAGGAAUGCCCAUGAACUUAUUGAAAGGUCUAAGAAGCAGGAAGCCCUUUGGAGAUCUGAGCGAUCUAAAGAAGAGCAUGUUGAUGAAGAAGCUCCUGCCACACAUACUGGAACUGAGGAUCAAGUUGGCCUUAACAACUCUGAUAGUGAAGAUAUGGAUGAUGAAGAAGAGGAAGAGGAGUCGGAUGGUUAUGAUUCUCCGCCUAUGGCAGAGGGGUUUCGUGAUUUCACCUUGGAUGAUUCCUAUGCACUCGGUGAAGGUUUCUCCAAUGGAUACCUUGAAGAAAUGCUGCGUAGCUUUCCGUUGCAGGAAGAUGGCCAAAACAAAUCAGGUGAUGCCCCUAAUGGUGCUGAUGGUAGUGACGGGGAGUUUGAAAUUUUCGAACAGCCCAGUGACAAUGAUGAGUCGUCUGAUGGUUAGAUGGGUUUUUAUGGCAGUCCAUCUUCCACGGCUUCAGUUUUGCAAGCAUAUAGAUCAGAUGCAUGUAAGAAUGUCUUUGUUAAAUUACCGUUUUGUUCAAUUCCUAUGAUGCAUGUAAGAAUGGCUUUCUUAAAUUACCUUUUCGUUCAAUUCCUAUGAGUUACUCCAUGGCUA
Molecule: messenger RNA, 2361 nt
Organism: Setaria italica (foxtail millet)
Lineage: Eukaryota; Viridiplantae; Streptophyta; Magnoliopsida; Poales; Poaceae
Product: general transcription factor 3C polypeptide 5
Exons: 15
Coding region: 391-2187 (598 amino acids)
Biological process (GO): transcription initiation at RNA polymerase III promoter
Cellular component (GO): transcription factor TFIIIC complex
Source: RefSeq, a predicted model, not a curated record